Molecule: messenger RNA, 570 nt
Organism: Acanthosepion pharaonis
Lineage: Eukaryota; Metazoa; Mollusca; Cephalopoda; Sepiida; Sepiidae
Source: the annotation of a GenBank genome assembly
AUGAUUCUUCCUUGUACUUUCAACUUUCAUUAUUGCACUCUGUUAGGUAUCUCUCUUUUUCCUUUAACACUCUCCCCCUUCUCAGAACAGGAUGAACCAGACAUACAUGCUCACCUAACCCAUCAAUGGCUUAGAAGAAAUCUCUAUCGAUAUCUAUUGAACAAUCUAUCAGUCUAUCUCUAUUACAUUUUCUCUUUGUUUCUAUCUAUCUAUCUAUCUAUCUAUCUAUCUAUCUAUCUAUCUAUCUAUCUAUCUAAGAAGGUUACCAUUUGUUCAUAUCUAUUUAUUGCAAUUUUUCAUAUCUAUCUAUUUAUUUAUCUAUCUAUCUAUCUAUCUAUCUAUCUAUCUAUCAGUAUGUUCAUUAUCUAUCUACCUAUCAGUUUGUUCAUAUCUAUCUAUUGCAAUGUUUAUAUCUAUUUAUAUAUCUAUCUAUCAGUAUGUUCAUUAUCUAUCUAUUGCAACCUGUUUCUAUCUAUCUAUCUAUCUAUCUAUCUAUCUAUCUAUCUAUCUAUCUAUCAGUAUGUUCAUUAUCUAUUUAUUUAUUUAUUUAUCUAUCUAUCUCAAUUGUAG